This is a messenger RNA of Paramuricea clavata, 2055 nucleotides long. Lineage: Eukaryota; Metazoa; Cnidaria; Anthozoa; Malacalcyonacea; Plexauridae. The record is from the annotation of a GenBank genome assembly.
AUGGCAGUAGUUUUCAAUGCAAAAUUUAACGGCGAACAUCCGCUUAAUUUAGAUCUACAAAUAAUGCCAGGAAUAGAAGCUUCAGAGUUUGACGAACCUUUGGGCUGCACAGCAACAACACCGGCAUUACCUCCUCUCAAUGACAGUGAACUUGAAGUAGCAACUGAUUCAGAGACUGGUAGUUCCUCACGUUAGUGACCGAGUAAUCAAUUCUAAAUAAUCUAUGAUUCUUAGUUUCUGAAAAAGCUCAGUUUUAUCUCUUUCACAGCUUAAUUAUGUGUUCCCCUUCACUUUAUUUCAGCAAAUUCAGCUCAAAACAUCACUUUAAUAGAAACUCAAGAUGGUCCAAGACAACCACGGCUACAUAAGUUCCCUGUGCGAGAUCCGAAAUCAAAGAAAACAAAAUCCUUUCAGGCAUCUUGGUACAGCUGGUUCGACUGGUUAGAAUAUAGUCUUGAGGAAGAUGCUGCAUUUUGUUAUCCUUGUCGGAAAUUUUCAGUAAAGACCUCCGCAGUGGCUACAAGUGCUUUGACAUUUACUGAGACGGGUUACAAGAACUGGGCGAACGCUCUUGACGCAAAUAAAGGUCUGUCUAAACACGAACAUUCCGAAACACACAAGAAUUGUUAUGCUAAAUGGUCUGAUUUAAAGAAAAUAGAGGCAGAUAAAGAAAAAGACAUCAGGAGCAGAAUAAACCCUGACCAUGAAGAGGUAGCCAGAGGAAACCGGGAAUAUCUCAGCAGUUUAUUUAAGUAUGUCAUCUGGUUUACAACAAACGAGGUUCCCAUGAGAGGUGGUGAUGAAACUGAGGAAUCUAAGAAUCCUGGGAAAUGGAUCAGCUUUAUCAAACUGCAGCUUGAAACCAACCCUGCGUUUCUGAAACUCCACCAGAAGUUCAUGAGUAAUCGCACUGCUAUGGAUUAUACUAGUAAGACUAGUAUAAACGAAUUCAUUGAAAUCAUCGCUGAUAGUGUUAGAUUGGUUAUCUGUAGCCAGAUUAAGUAUAGUGGAAGCGGGCUUUUUUCAGCUUCGAUUGAUGAGAGUAAGGAUACUGCAAAGCGCGAGGAACUUGCAAUAGCAGUUCGCUACUAUGUUGGGACGGUUGUUGAGCGCUUCUACGAUCUGAGACCGCUAGAAGACUUUGGUGCACAAUCUAUCAUGACAUUCACCAAAGAGGUCAUUGACUUGAUAAUUGAAAGAUCUGGAGCAGCUGUAAUUUCACUUGGGGCUGAUGGUGCAAGUGUGAUGUCAGGUGAAUAUGCUGGGGUUGCUGAGCUUUUACGCUCAGGACACUUUCCGUGGCUGAUUUAUAUCCAUUGCACUGCACAUCGCUUGAAUCUUGUGGUAAAUGACAUCAUUAAAGGGUCUCCACUGGCUCUAGACAUAAUGACCAUGAUUAACUCACUGUACUCAUUCUUCAACAUCCCCAAAAUCAGGUCACUUUACCAGACCGUGUAUCAAGAACUAUACCCAAGAAGCCAGAUCAGAUAUCUGCAUCAACAAAUAGAAAUGCGAUGGGGAUGCAAGUUUGAGGCAGUGGACCUUCUCGUAGACAAACCGGAGGUUUUUUUGGAAACCCUUGUAAGAGUAGCAAUGAAUCGAGAUAAAGUCCAUGACCCAAAACAUGUCGAACGAGCUGCAGAUUUCUACCACAAACUGAUCACCACAAAAGUUGUCAUAGGUCUGAUUAUACUGAGGGCUUAUCUAGCUGAACUGUAUUUCCUUUCGAAAGAACUUCAAACCGAAUCUAUUAAUUGGACAGAUGUUCAGCAUGAGCUGACAAUAACUCGUGGUUCAUUGGAUGCAAUCACUGUUGACCAGCUUUUAAAAGAUACCGAGAAGUUCUUUGAGUCAAUAGGCAUACCUAUGGAUGUGAACUUAGACUGCUUUGCUAUUGUUAGAACAAGGUAUGGAACAAGACAGCAAUCUGACUCAAACCUUGAAAGCAGCAUCAGUGAGAUGAACUCUUACAUGAAAGAAAAGAUAGAUGAAGAGUUCAACGUACGGUUUGACGCCAAGAAUGUCGAAGUGAUGAAGAGUUUCGAAGCCCUCUAA